AUGAGUGUGGUUAGGAGUGGGUACCUUGUGGCGCUGCCUUCGGGGCCGGGGGGCCUUCCGGCGAAGGCGGCGGUGGGGGUUGCCUCAGCCGAGGGUCGCGCGGGCAGGCCGAGCCCCGCCCCCAAACCGCAGCCCCGCCCCCAAAACGCAGAAACGCCCCCAAACCGCAACCACGCCCCCAAACAGGCAUCUCCCUCAGAACAAGCCUCGCCCCAAACCGCAGCCACGCCCACUGACCGCAGCCCCGCCCCCAAAAUAGCCACGCCCCCAAACCAGGCCUCGCUCUCAGAACAAGCCCCGCCCCCAACUGCACACACGCCCCCAAACCGCAGCCCCGACCCCCGAACAGGCCUCACCCUCAGGCCAAGCCCCGCCCACAGACCGCAGCCCCGCCCCCAAACCAGGCCUGGCCCUCAGACUAAGCCCCGCCCCCAACCACAGACACGCCCACAGACCGCAGCCCCGCCCCCAAACCAGCCACGCCCCCAAAGCAGGUCUCUCCCUCAGGCCAAGCCCCGCCCCCAAACCGCAGCCCCGCCCAUCGACCGCAGCCCCGUCCCCAAACAAGGCCUCACCCUCAGAACAAGCCCCGCCCCCAACCACAGACACGCCCCCAAACCGAAGUCCCGCUCCCAAAACCAGGCCUCGCCCUUAGAACAAGCCCCGCCCCCAACCACAGACACGCCCCCAAACCGCAGCCCCGACCCCCCAAACCAGGCCUCUCCCUCAGGCCAAGCCCCGCCCCCAACCGCAGACACGCCCCCAAACCGAAACACGCCCCCAAACCGCAGCCCCGCCCCCAAAACCAGGACUCUCCCUCGGGCCAAGCCCCGCCCCAAACCGCAGCCCCGCCCACCGACCGCAGCCCCGCCCCCCGCCCCCCAAACCAGGCCUCUCCCUCAGGCCAAGCCUCGCCCCCACACCAGGCCUCGCCCCCCAAUAACAAUAACGAUGACCAAGCCCCGUCCCCAACUGCAGCACCGCCCUCAGACCAAGCCCCGCCCCAACCGCAGACAUGCCCCCAAAGCCAGGCCUCGCCCUCAGAACAAGCCCCGCCCCCAAACCGCAACCCCGCCCACAGACCGCAGCCCCGCCCCCAAACUAGACCUCGCCCUCAGAACAAGCCCCGCCCCAACCGCAGACACGCCCCCAAACGGCAGGCCCGCCCCAAAAACCAGGCCUCGUCCUCAGAACAAGCCCCGCCCCCAAACCGCUACCCCGCCCCCAGACCAGGCCUCGCCCUCAGAACAAGCCCCGCCCCCAACCGCAGCACCGCCCUCAGACCAAGCCCCGCCCCCAAACCUCAGGCCUCGCCCUCAGGCCAAACCCCGCCCCCAACUGCAGCACCGCCCUCGGACCAAGCCCGCCCCCAAACCGCAGCCCCGCCCACAGAUCGCAGCUCCGCCCCCAAACCAGGCCUCCCCCUCAGAACGAGCCCCGCCCCCAACCGCAGACACGCCCCCAAAUCCAGACCUCGCCCUCAGACCAAGCCCCGCCCCCAAACCAGGCCUCGCCCCCAGACCAAGCCCCGCCUCCAAACCGCAGCCCCGCCCCAAACCGCAACCCCGCCCACAGACCGCAGUCCCGCCCCCAAACCAGGCCUCGUCCGCAGAACAAGCCCCGCCCCCAACCGCAGACACGCCCUCAGAUUGA
Tachyglossus aculeatus (Australian echidna) is the source of this 1653-nucleotide messenger RNA. RefSeq names its product extensin-like. The record is from RefSeq and is a predicted model, not a curated record. NCBI's taxonomy places the organism in Eukaryota, Metazoa, Chordata, Mammalia, Monotremata, Tachyglossidae. The transcript is spliced from 7 exons. The coding region runs from base 1 to 1653 and encodes 550 amino acids.